AAAGGCCCACAAUACUACACAACAAGAAGGCACCGUACUCAGAAAGUAGUAGUCAUGCCUCCAAGUUUAAGAAACUCCCUCAAAAUUCUCCCCAUCUUCUUCCUUCUUUCAUUCUCCACCAUCUUAGCUGCCACAAUCAACAAAGAUGAUGAUCAAAAGAAAUUUUACAUUGUUUACUUGGGAAAUCACCCACCAGAUGAUGAAGCUUCUGCAAAUCGAUUGCAUAUUGACGUACUCUCCAAUUUGAAAGGCAGUAAAUCUGAUGCCAGAGAAUCAAUAGUUCACAGUUAUCAUAGAAGCUUCAAUGCGUUUGCUGCGAAACUAUCCAAUGAUGAAGCCCAAACACUGUCUGAAAGGGAUGAGGUGCUUUGGAUUUUUGAGAACAAAUAUCAUAAGCUGCACACAACAAGGUCAUGGGAUUUUAUUAGAUUUCCUCAAUCAGCUAAGAGAAGAUUGAAGAUUGAGAGCAAUAUCAUUGUUGGUCUUUUUGAUACAGGGAUUACUCCACAGUCUCAGAGCUUUAAGGAUGACGGGCUUGGUCCACCACCAGCAAAAUGGAAAGGAAAUUGUGCUCACUUUGCUAAUUUCUCAGGAUGCAACAACAAAAUCAUAGGAGCGCGCUACUUCAAGCUAGACAAAGUCCCAGACCCCUCCGACAUCCUCUCACCCAUCGACGUCGAAGGUCACGGCACCCACACUUCCUCAACUCUCGCCGGAACCCUAAUUUCCAACGCCAGUCUCGCCGGCCUCGCCGCCGGAACAGCACGCGGCGCUGUCCCUUCCGCCAGAAUCGCCACCUACAAAGUAUGCUGGGCAUCAUCUGGGUGCUCCGACAUGGACAUUCUCGCUGCCUUUGACCACGCCAUUUCUGACGGCGUUGACCUCAUUAGUAUAUCCAUUGGUGGGCCCUCACCUGGGUAUGUCUCUGACUCUAUUUCUAUUGGGUCGUUUCAUGCGUUGAGGAAAGGGAUACUCACUGUGGGGUCCGCUGGUAAUGAUGGGCCCACUCUUGGGACGGUAUCCAAUCAUGCACCGUGGAUGUUGAGUGUUGCUGCUAGUGGGAUUGAUCGUGGCUUUCGUAGUAGGGUUUCUCUUGGUAAUGGUAAUUCUGUUUCGGGAGUUGGGAUAGACUUGUUUGAUCCUGAGAGGAAAUCAUAUACUAUUGUAAGUGGUGGAGAUGUGGCUAAAAACUCAGAAAACAAGGAAAAUGCAAGAUAUUGUCUAGAUGGUUCCAUGAGCCCUUCGAAGGUCAAAGGGAAGCUGGUUCUGUGCAAACUAGAGAACUGGGGUGUUGAUUCUGUGGUGAAAGCUAAUGGCGGGAUUGGUGCUAUUGUUGCAAGCCCGAGGUUUCUGGAUGUUGCUAUGAUUUUCAUGGCGCCUGGAACCAUAGUUAACUAUACAGUUGGCGAAAAAAUUUAUGACUACAUCCGUAAAUCAAGUUCACCAACAGCAACAAUAUACAGAUCCCAGGAAGUAAAUGUUACAGCUCCAUUCAUUGGAUCAUUUUCAUCUAGAGGUCCGAAUCCAGGAUCAGUACGACUUCUCAAGCCGGAUAUUGCUGCUCCUGGAGUUGAUAUAUUGGCAUCUUAUACUCCCUUGAAGUCAUUGACUGGGUUAAAAGGUGACAACCAGCAUUCAAAAUUCACUCUCAUGUCUGGAACAUCCAUGUCUUGCCCCCAUGUCGCUGGGGUUGCUGCCUAUGUCAAGUCAUUUCAUCCAAAUUGGUCGCCUGCUGCUAUUAGGUCUGCCAUCAUGACUACUGCGAGGCCCAUGAGCUCAAGGGUCAAUAAAGAUGCUGAAUUUGCUUAUGGUGCUGGUCAAGUGAAUCCGCUCAAAGCAAAGAGUCCUGGCUUAGUGUAUGACAUGGAUGAAAUGCCUUAUAUUCAGUUUCUGUGCAAGGAGGGAUAUAGUGGGGCUUCAUUGUCUGUUCUUGUUGGCACAAAAUCCAUCAAUUGCUCUACUUUGCUUCCUGCGUUUGGCCAUGAUUCUCUGAACUAUCCUACAAUGCAGCUGAACUUAAAGAACAAGCAGAAGUCAACAAUGACAGUGUUCAGAAGAAGAGUUACCAACGUUGGUCAGGCACAAUCAGUCUACAAAGCCAUUAUUAGAUCCCCCAAAGGUGUGAAUAUCACUGUUAAACCUACGAGCCUUUCAUUUUCUCGUGCCCUAGAGAUGCGGAGUUUUAAGGUUGUGGUGAAGGCAAAUCCUAUAUCAGGUGCAAAAAUUCUAUCAGCUUCUCUCAUUUGGAAAAGCUCUCGUCAUGUUGUUAGGAGUCCAAUUGUCAUUUAUACUUCUGAUUCAUAGAAUUAAAUGUAUAGGAUGUAUGAGACAGCAAAGAGUGAGGUUACACACUUUUAGUCAGUUCAUAAUUUGUUAUUAACCUAUAGGUUGUAUGUUUAUACUUUAUAGGCUUGUAUAUAACAGAAAACUUAUAGUGGAAUAAAUUAUGUUUACUA
This is a messenger RNA of Beta vulgaris subsp. vulgaris (sugar beet), 2456 nucleotides long. Its product is annotated as subtilisin-like protease SBT4.14. Gene Ontology annotation, molecular function: serine-type endopeptidase activity. NCBI's taxonomy places the organism in Eukaryota, Viridiplantae, Streptophyta, Magnoliopsida, Caryophyllales, Amaranthaceae. The record is from RefSeq and is a predicted model, not a curated record. Gene Ontology annotation, biological process: proteolysis. Bases 55 to 2304 code for a protein of 749 amino acids. The transcript has 11 exons.